Molecule: messenger RNA, 1736 nt
Organism: Odobenus rosmarus divergens (Pacific walrus)
Lineage: Eukaryota; Metazoa; Chordata; Mammalia; Carnivora; Odobenidae
Gene: ENTPD6
Product: ectonucleoside triphosphate diphosphohydrolase 6 (putative)
Exons: 14
Coding region: 81-1451 (456 amino acids)
Biological process (GO): nucleoside diphosphate catabolic process
Cellular component (GO): membrane; Golgi apparatus
Molecular function (GO): GDP phosphatase activity; UDP phosphatase activity
Source: RefSeq, a predicted model, not a curated record
AGAGACGUCUCCUGUAAAACUUCCAGGGAAAUGAGCUGCAUUUUCCAGCAGCUGCAGCACAAUCCUCAGCAGACAGAGAAAUGAGAAAAAUACCAAAUAAUGGAAACCUGAAGAUGACAAAGGUGGCAUACCCCCUGGGGCUGUUCAUUUGCCUGUUCAUCUAUGUUGCCUACAUCAAGUGGCACUGGGCCUCUGCCACCCAGGCCUUCUUCAGCAUCACUGAGGUGGCAUCGGGGGCCCGGAGGGUCCAGCAGGCUCACAGUCCCCCAGAGACAGCUGCACGUGGUCACGAGGUUUUCUACGGCAUAAUGUUUGAUGCAGGAAGCACUGGCACCCGCGUCCAUAUCUUCCAGUUUGCCCGGCAGCCUGGAGAAACUCCCACUUUGACCCAUGAGACGUUCAAAGCACUGAAGCCAGGUCUUUCUGCUUAUGCUGAUGAUGUUGAAAAGAGCACUUCAGGAAUUCAGGAAUUACUGGAUGUUGCUAAACAAGACAUUCCUUUUGACUUCUGGAAGGCCACCCCAUUGGUGCUCAAGGCCACGGCUGGUUUACGUCUGUUACCAGGAGAAAAGGCUCAAAAGUUACUGCAAAAGGUGAAAGAAGUGUUUAAGGCAUCGCCCUUCCUUGUAGGAGAUGACUGUGUUUCCAUCAUGAACGGAACAGAUGAAGGCGUUUCAGCGUGGAUCACUGUCAACUUCCUAACAGGCAGUUUGAAAACCUCAGGAAGGAGCAGUGUGGGCAUGCUGGAUUUGGGCGGAGGAUCCACUCAGAUCACCUUCCUUCCAAGAGUUGAGGACACCCUCCAGACCUCCCCGCCUGGCUACCUAACGUCACUCCAGAUGUUUAAUCGGACCUACAAGCUCUAUUCUUACAGCUACCUGGGGCUUGGUUUGAUGUCGGCGCGGCUGGCGAUUCUGGGUGGCAUGGAAGGGAAACCUGCUGAGGAUGGAAAGGAGUUGGUCAGCCCUUGUUUGUCUCCAGGUUUCACAGGAGAGUGGGAACAUGCUGAAAUAACAUACAGAAUUUCAGGACAGAAGGCAGCAGUGAACCUCCAUGAGCUGUGUGCCAGCAGAGUAUUGGAAAUCCUUCGAAACAAAGUGCACAGAACGGAAGAAGUGAAGGAUGUGGAUUUUUAUGCUUUUUCCUACUAUUACGACCUUGCAGCAAAUGUUGGCCUCAUAGAUGUGGAAAAGGGAGGCAGCCUCGUCGUCGGAGAUUUUGAUAUCGCGGCCAAGUAUGUGUGCCGGACGGCGGAGACCCGGCCGCAGGGCAACCCCUUUCUGUGCAUGGACCUCACCUACAUCAGCCUGCUGCUCCAAGAGUUUGGCUUCCCAGAGAACAAAGUGCUGAAGCUGACUCGGAAAAUCAACAAUGUGGAGACCAGCUGGGCUCUGGGGGCCAUCUUUCAUUACAUCGACUCCCUGAGCAGACAGAAGAGUCCAGCCUUGUAGCGGCCAAGCCGCUCCCAGCCAUCCUCACAGAAGCGGCUCCACCUCCAUGAGAACAGACCUUCGUGAGAAUAGACCUUUGUGGAACCCCUUGACAUGUUGGGAGGAAGCCACUGCUUAGGCUGCCACCCCUCUCCCCUUGGCCUUGCAGACCUGCCUCUGGACAGGUAGAGGGCUGCAACGUGACCCAGGCCCAGCGCCUCCUGCCUUGGCUCCAGGUGGACAGUGAACCAGACAGGCAAAGGGCACAUGCCAAGGCCAGGGUGAUGCGGCCACGCCGUCCCCCAC